GAGGUUUCAUUAAUGUUGUUAUGAGAUGCAUCUGCAUAUUUACAGAAUAUUAUUGGGUUAAAUUCCACAAAAUGACACCAAAUUGGGAUUAUAUCUGCACCAAGGCAGUGAGAUUCUCUUUAAUAUUCACAUCAUAGCUCCCUGGAAUAUAUACUUUUCACAUUGCUUCGUAUUGCACAUUUAAUAAUUAAAGAAGGUAAAAAUAUAGUAAUAAAAAUUCCUUCUAGAUUUUUCUAGUAGUUGAAUCAUGCGUGCUGAAUUGUAACCAUGGAUUAAAUUAUAUCUACACCGUUUAAUUGAAUCAUGUGUGCUGAAUCGUAGCUAUGGAUUAAAUUAUAUCUACACCGUUUAAAGCUCUAACAUCGCAAAAUAUAUGUAUUUGGUAUAUUUGGCAGCGCCCAUAAUUAGUUUCCAUCUGCGAACUGAAUUAGGAUUCUUCUAAAAAGUAAAUUCCCUAAAUAAACUCACCGCCCAAACUAUUUCCAUGUUUGAGUUGAAUUAGGAGUCUCUUACAAACUACUUAUAAAAACGUAGAAAUAUCAAAGUUCAAAUCAAGAAAUUAACAUAGAAUUUGAAGAAGCCAAUAUUGCAAAACAAGAUUAUCGAUCAAUCAUGACAAGAUAUCCCAAGAAAAAUAAAGUAGUUUCAUUAAUCGACACUAUUCCUCGUGAAUUAACAACUGAUAUUUUAUCACGAGUAUCAGCAUCUUCUGUAGCCGAUAUCUCUAGCAUUAAACUAAGUUGUAAGGGAUUAAGAGAAAUUGCGGAAGAUGAAGACGUGUACCGACAUUCGUGUUUAGACAAAUUUCCAAUAGUAAGAUGGACUCCAUUAUGCGACAAGCAACAAAAAUUUCUCAACAAGUGCAUACAAAGCGCCAAUCCUGAAAUUUCCUAUAGGGAAGCACUGUUGGAUUUUUUCUACAAGACAGAAAUUGGAUCAGCUUGUGAGAACUUGGACAAGGCCGUGAAAUCCGGCCACGUAGGAGCUCUAUAUGUUAGUUGCAUUGUUUUUCUCUUCAGUGGCGAUGAUCGAUUGAAACGGGAGGGGGUUAAGUUGAUUAGCAAAAUGAAGAGUAUUGGAUAUUUAAAGAGAAAAUUGAGGUUGUGCCGCGGAAAACUGAAGGAGGAAUUGAGACAAAUGUGGGUGAAGAAUCCGCUUUUGAGAGAGCCGCCCAUAAUUUGUAACGCACACCGUCGCUGCUACCGACGGGCAAAUAAAUGGGCCGACGAGGAAGAAGAGGAAGACGAUUGCGAAGCUUGUGCUGCGGAUAGAGAACUUGAGCUCAUUUCCAUUGCUUUUAAAUUUUAAUUAUUUUUUUUUUCAUUUUCGAGUAGGUUAAUUUGUAAAAAGAAUACUUAAUUAGUUUGUCGGACAAUUAUAUUUUUAAAUAUUAAAAUUUUAUUUUUCUCGUU
Messenger RNA from Salvia miltiorrhiza (redroot sage), 1412 nucleotides. RefSeq names its product putative F-box protein At1g67623. The record is from RefSeq and is a predicted model, not a curated record. Gene Ontology annotation, molecular function: protein binding. Lineage: Eukaryota; Viridiplantae; Streptophyta; Magnoliopsida; Lamiales; Lamiaceae. The transcript has 3 exons. Bases 613 to 1308 code for a protein of 231 amino acids.